AUUAUAUAAAGGAGAUGAGAAAAUGGAUGGGGAAAAUGGGAAUCCAGAGGUGUUAUUAUGGGGAAGCCGGGUUGGUCUACGCCUCUGCUAUUCCAAUCAAAGCUCUUCUGUUUCUCUCUGUUUUACCUUAUCUCCUCCAUUUUCCUCGCUCUCUACACUUCUUUCUCCUCCUCCAAAUGCCUCUUCCGAUACUCUCCCUUCGAUCCCAUCCAGUUCCCUCUCUUCUCCUAUCCCUCCUCCUAUGGCGAGCACAAGUACGCCAUUCCCACCCUCCGCUCCUCCUGCUCCACCCCUAUCUUCUUCUCAGGUAAUGCUGUGGAAUUCCUCUUGGCGGUCCUCCAAUUUGAGGUAUCUCGCUGGUAAUGCAGAUAGUUUCGGCGGCAAUUUCUCUGCCGAAAAGCGAUUUUCAUAUUUCGAUGAUAAUAUUUCUGUCCCGAUUCCUUGUGGAUUUCUCAAGAAUUUUCCUGUGACUGAUUCUGAUCAAACUGCCAUGGAGAGUUGCAACGGCGUGGUUGUGGUUUCGGCGAUUUUCAACGAUCACGAUAAAAUUCGGCAACCGAGAGGCCUCGGAUCGAAGACUUUGGAUAACGUGUGUUUUUUCAUGUUUGUUGAUGAUACCACGGUGAGAGGACUCGAAAACCACAAAAUAAUUCCUACAAGAAACUCGUAUCCGGAUAUAAUCGGAGCUUGGAGAAUCGUGAGAGUUUCAACCAAGAAUCUGUACCAAAAUCCUGCCAUGAAUGGCGUAAUACCUAAAUAUUUGGUUCACAGACUAUUUCCAAACUGUAAAUUCAGUAUAUGGGUGGACGCCAAGCUUCAGUUAAUGGUGGAUCCAUUGUUGUUGAUUCAUUCUUUAAUUGUGACUCAGGAUGCAGAUAUGGCCAUUUCCAAACAUCCGUACUAUAUUCACACAAUGGAAGAGGCAAUGGCAACUGCCAGAUGGAAGAAAUGGUGGGAUGUUGAUUCCUUGAAGAACCAAAUGGAAACUUACUGCGAAAAUGGGUUGCAACCAUGGAGUCCCGGUAAGCUUCCGUAUACCACAGAUGUACCAGAUAGUGCCUUAAUCUUGAGGAGACAUGGAAGGGGAAGCAACCUAUUCUCUUGCCUUUUGUUCAACGAAUUGGAAGCUUUCAACCCAAGGGACCAAUUGGCUUUUGCAUUUGUGAGAGAUCAUUUGACCCCAUCCAUCAAAAUCAACAUGUUCGAAGGAGAAGUUUUCGAGCAAGUUGCUUUGGAAUAUAGGCACAAUCUCAAAAUCAAAGCAACUCGUGGCCCUGAACUGGACCCCCAAAUCUCCAAGCCCAUACGAACUAAGAGGGCCGGCCCUGAUUUGCUGUAUGUCAAUGGCAGUUGUUGCAGCAAGUGUCAGAAAUAUCUUCUCCAGAUGUGGGGUGACGUUUCCUGAUUUUACUUCUUUGUCCUUUUCUUAUGCCACGUGUUUGUUCUUCCCCGGGGACAAUAGCGUCAAAAGUAAAAGCUUGACAGGUCAGCCACACUACCCCUUUUUUCCUUUCUUCUAUUAUGGACGAUACGGCGUCGUCUGGAUGCCUGUGUAACGAGUGUAGGUAAAUAUUGGGUUUAGAAUACUUACCAAAUGCAUUAUUUCCUUUUAUUAUUGGAAGGUAAAUAUUAUUUACGAAAAAAAUAUGAAAUCGGACAUUACCAAAUAGAUUACGGAAUUUUCUUU
Molecule: messenger RNA, 1687 nt
Organism: Cucurbita maxima (winter squash)
Lineage: Eukaryota; Viridiplantae; Streptophyta; Magnoliopsida; Cucurbitales; Cucurbitaceae
Exons: 4
Coding region: 23-1405 (460 amino acids)
Source: RefSeq, a predicted model, not a curated record